CGGGUCAGGGCGCGCAGACACGAGCCGCAGCGCAGAGUGAGAGGAGGCGGAGUCGCACCGUCGGACACUAAUGGGCUUUCGGAACCACAGCUAAAACCAAACCCGCGGCCUCAGCUCUCAGAUCUCACCUCACAUCGUACAGCGGUCAGAAGUCAUGGCGUCCAUUCCAUCCAGCGGAUCUCUGAUCGCCACCCAUGACUACUACAGACGUCGACUCGGGUCGGCGUCCAGCAACAGCUCGUGUGGCAGCGCCGAGUUCAGUGGCGAGGUGAUCCCCCACCACCCAGGUCUGCCGAGGCAGGACUCGGGCCACUGGUGGACCUCCUUCUUCUUCGCCAAACAGAACCAGGCUGGCACUCCGGGGGGACCAGACAACCUGAAGAACCAGACGUACACAGUGACCAACGGUCAGGUGACCAACGGUCAGGUGACCUGCAUUGCCAGGGAGAUGGUCAUGAACCGACGACUCAGCGAGAGCAGUGACGUGGGGAAAUUCGAACCAUCGACCUCCCCGCUGACGACCACGGCGAGCCCCUCCUCCUAGACUUGAGGGGUCCGGCCGCCAUCUUGAAGGCUCAGCAGCGUUCCGUUUGUUUGUAGUUAGCUCUUUUGACCAAAAUUGUAAACAUGUUGUAAAAAGUAUUUUUUCACUGUAUAAUGUUAAUAAACUUCAGACUCUUA
Messenger RNA from Synchiropus splendidus (mandarinfish), 681 nucleotides. RefSeq names its product pancreatic progenitor cell differentiation and proliferation factor A-like. Gene Ontology annotation, biological process: multicellular organism development; cell differentiation. The coding region runs from base 155 to 544 and encodes 129 amino acids. The record is from RefSeq and is a predicted model, not a curated record. The transcript has 5 exons. Lineage: Eukaryota; Metazoa; Chordata; Actinopteri; Syngnathiformes; Callionymidae.